ACUAACGUUUACGGAAUGGGUGAUAUUAAAUUAUUGUAAUUUAUUUUAUAUUUGCAUGUGAUUUACUUAAUAGCUUUUUGUUAUAAGCAUACCUUUUCCGAUAAAUUCAUUAUAUCCCCUUUCUAAUAGAUGAGUUAGAAAGGGUGACACAAAAAUAUUAAAUAACAAAAAAAUGUAUACCACUGUAGUAGGAGCGCCCCCGUUUCAAAACCACACCAUGGCUCAAAUGAAGAUUGGAUUAAAACGAGCGUAUCCGGCUAGCAUGGAGGACUGCAGGAAGAGACAUCAGACAGGCACUAAAGUUUCGAAAAUUGCCCACUUAUUUCAAGGUAUGCCGUCGAGGGACGAGGAAGACAUGCGCGGCGCCGAGAUGACGGUCGUCCGGACCGAGAGCCAUCUGUCUCGGUUCAAUACCGCGCGAGCUCUUUUUGAAAAACUGGGCGAAGAGAACCGCGGCUUCCGCAUCGAGAAGUCGCCAUCGGCCGCAGCCAGUUUUGCUGGCACGCGCGGCGGAGCACCCUCACUGCCCUCGCGCUCACGCUCCAGCUCCGCGGGCUCCGUCAGCCCGCCGCGGCGCACUAUCACGCCUUCGCCCGUCGCGCCUCCCGCACUUAACGGCGACCGCCUCCCCAAUGGCUCCUCGCAGCCCGUACCCCCGCCGAAACCGGCCAAGCCCAGUGUUUUGCCAAAACCUGAGAAACCUGAUAGGCGUUUUAAUAAAGAACUCAUAGAGAAACAAAGAAACUGGACUUCUCAUUUUAGUAAACCGCGUCCGUCGUCGCGGUAUGAGACACAUGAACCUAGUGCGCGAGUGGACUCUAAAUAUCCUAGUGGUGUACCGGAAACAAAGUCACCGGAAGUUACCGAAAGAAGUGUUAUUCCCUCUCGUGUAUACUCGCCCCCUCUAUCGCCAUGCACCGGGGACUCUCAAGCGGAGCGUCCUACGACUCUCCCUUCUAGUUUAGUUCAUAGAGGUGCGUCAGGUGUGAAAUCUCCUAGUCCUGUGAAAACGAUUGCGCCCGUAUCGCCAUCUACUAUAUCCAAUAAUAUUAUGUCUCCCACCUUUAGAUCAGAUGUAAGAAGUGAUAAUUUAAGUUCUUCCUCUAAAGAAAGUGUUGACGCAGGUUCUCAGCAAAUAGGUUCGUCUGAAAUUGUUUAUCCUAAAACUCGUUCGACGCGAACUUCGGUAUCUGCCAGUGAUGAGGCUAUCGCGGAUAAGGAUUCCGCGUCAGACAGAAGUCCUAGUUUGCAAUCUUCUGAUUCGUCAUCGAGGUCCGCGCAAAGAUCGUCCCACUCGCCUUCGAAAUCCGCCGAGAGGUCAUCCCAUUCACCCGUCUCUCCGUCUGCAAGCCCUGCCGCAACAGCCCCGGCUUAUUCUCCUAGGUAUCCAAAAUCGCCCCCUUCACCACCCAUUCGAUCUCCGAAAUCACCUCCUCCAUUGCCACACGAAAAUGCUAAAAUCACAGCGAGUGAUCUAACAGAAAAUCGAGUAUCCGAAGAAAGAGAAGAAUUUAAACAGGAAGAUAGAACUGAUGGAGAAGUUCCUGAUAUCUUAUCACGAGCGCCUUCUUUGCCGAGCCUUAGAUUACCGGUUUCACCUCCCCCUCAAGAAGACGAUGAAAAGUUAAAGUACGAAAGAGACUCGACCGCUCCACAAAGUCCGGAACCCUACGAUAGCGUAGCAGAUUCACCAAAGUUACUUGAUAAAAGCCUGGACGAGGAUGGCUACGAGCACAUAGAGUACAGUGUCAUGAGGGACGAGAAGAGCAACCGGCGCUCGUCGACGCCGGAGUCGCCGGCGGGCGCUCCCCCCGCGACCGCGGCGCGCUCCCCGCUGGCGUCACCGCUCGCCUCGCCGAUGCAUCGGGAGUACUCUUCGCCCACCGUGUUGUCUUCACCCGUACCCCGUAUCGAUUUAAGAUCUAGGAUCAAGUUAAAGGUUUUCAUCGUCGUGGGAAGUAAAUAUCCUUUAUCAUUAUGCAGCACCUUAGCCAAAAUACGGCGUAUAGAGUUGAAAGUGCGCGUGAGUGUGCACGGCUUGGCUAGAGACCGCAAGACAUGGCGCAGUGAUGUUGCGGGCGGCGCGCGCGCUCGUCGCAUGCGCCUCAAUAUGCGCCUAUGCGGCUGCUGCCUCGCGGUCGGAGAUCGCAAGUCAUCGGAAGCGGAGGAAAGCGGGCGGCGCGGCGGCUCGCGCGCGUCCAGCGUGUCGGACGAAGGCGGCUUCAACGAGCCCUCGCCGGAGGUGGUGGCGCGUCUGCGCCCUGCCGACUACCGCGAGCCGUCCGCGCCCGCGCCCACGCCGCUCACGAGCGACCACCGCGACGCCGAGCGUGCGCGCUCCGACCCCGACACGCUGUCGGUACUGCAGCAGGAUUCGGGAGUAGUAGUGAGUGAAGCUAGUCAAGGCUCCAUAGAAGUGCUCGACAAAUCGACCACUAGCCAAUGGAGCGUAUCGGAAACGGAGCCGUCGGGUGACCGCGUCGCUGAAGCGGGCGCGGAGGCGGAGGCGGAGGCGGACGGCCGCUGGGAUGACCCCGACGCGGGCAAGCAGCCCGACAGUAUGACGCCCGACGAGGCUGAAAUCUUGCUUAGCUCUAGUAUUCUGGAGAAAAAACUUAGACAAGAGGCGCUGCUGUCGGACGAGCAGGCGCAGGAGAUCGUGGCGAUGCUGUCGCCGCACCCGCCGCAGGACAACGGCGUCUCGCUCAACGACAGCUACCAGUCCGUGCUCUCGUACGAGAGCAUGCAGUCAGUGGACGAGAGUUACGAGUUCGUGUCGCUAGAGGGCGAGGCAGCCUUAGCCGGCGGCGACCGCAAGACCUCCCCGCCGGAGCCCACCGUGUUCGACCACUACCCGCCGCAGGCGCUGCGCGAGCUGGGCGAGGACAACGGCAUACACUACUUCGAGGACGGACACUUUUAUACAGAGGUGGCUGGUCUUCCGCCUAUGGAAGAAGAUGAGGACGAUGAAUAUUACACACCGCCUGUAUUUGUUAAGAUGAAUAGAAAAGUUAAAUUCAGUACGAACCCGAUGCAAGUGUUCUCCACGCACUCGGUGCGCGAGUACGACCGCCGCAACGAGGACGUGGACCCGGUGGCCGCGUCCGCCGAGUACGAGCUCGAGAAACGCGUAGAGAAGAUGCACGUGUUCCCGGUCGACCUGCUGAAGGGGGCUGACGGGCUGGGCCUCUCAAUCAUUGGAAUGGGUGUCGGCGCCGAUGCGGGCUUAGAAAAAUUGGGCAUAUUCGUUAAAACUAUCACUGAGAGCGGAGCCGCCGCACGCGACGGACGCAUACAAGUCAACGACCAGAUCAUCGAGGUCGACGGCAAGAGUCUGGUAGGUGUGACCCAAGCCUACGCCGCGUCAGUGCUACGAAAUACGUCCGGACCAGUGAAGUUCCUCAUCGGUCGCGAGAAGGACCCUGAAAACAGCGAAGUGGCCCAUCUCAUACGGCAAUCUUUGGCAGCCGAUAAAGAGAGGGAGGACAGGGCGGGUCGCGAGCGUGCGCGGCGGCAGGCGGAGCGCGAGUCGCCGCCGCCCGCGCCGCCCGCCGAGCCGCCCGCGCCCGUCACCAGCAUCCCGGAAGUGUCCGAGCUGCGCGCCCUGCUGCAAGAGGUGGUGGGCAUGGAGGCGGGCGGCGCGCCGACGGCGGCGGUGGCGGCGCGCGUGCGCGAGUGGUGCGCGGCGCGCGCGCCCGACGACGCGCUGCGGGACGACCUCGCGCUCGCCGCCGACACCGCGCAGCGCGCGCAGCGCAAGUACGACAAGGCCCGGCGAGCGCUCCGCGAGUGGCGGCGCACGCGCGCCAUGGUGCGCGCGCGCGAGGAGUGGUGGAGCAGCAACGCGCGCGACGCGCACCGCGAGUAUGCGUGCGCGCUGUCCGUGCUGCACGAGCGCGUCGCGCGCCUCGAGGUGCUGCUGCUGGAAACGCAGAAGAAAGCCGGGCUACCGGUGAUGCUGCCGCACGAGCCGUCCGCGCGCCGCGAGACGCCGCCCCUGCCGCGCCGCCCCGACCCCGACCCGCUGCUCAUCAACGACCCCUGGAGCUCCGACAGCGACCUGUCCGACUUGUCGCCCAUAGAGGACGAGUACGCGAAGGUGGACAAGUCCGCGCGGCGGGAGCGAGAGGCGCGCGAGCGGGAAGCGCCGGACCUCGGUGACGUCACCGUGUCGGAACCUGAGGCUAAGGUCGUGGACGCCCGGCCGGUGAACAGCGUGGCUCCGACAGUGCAGCCCGCAGUCCCGGCGCCCGUGCCGAUCUACGCCACGCCGCCGCACACGCCGCACAUGACGCCGCCCGCGCUCCAGGCCCCGCCCGUCACCACCGCGGAUACGACCGUGGCUCCGACAGUGCAGCCCGCAGUCCCGGCGCCCGUGCCGAUCUACGCCACGCCGCCGCACACGCCGCACAUGACGCCGCCCGCGCUCCAGGCCCCGCCCGUCACCACCGCGGAUACGACCGUGGCUCCCACAGUGCAGCCCGCAGUCCCGGCGCCCGUGCCGAUCUACGCCACGCCGCCGCACACGCCGCACAUGACGCCGCCCGCGCUCCAGGCCCCGCCCGUCACCACCGCGGAUACGACCGUGGCUCCCACAGUGCAGCCCGCAGUCCCGGCGCCCGUGCCGAUCUACGCCACGCCGCCGCACACGCCGCACAUGACGCCGCCCGCGCUCCAGGCCCCGCCCGUCACCACCGCGGAUACGACCGUGGCUCCCACAGUGCAGCCCGCAGUCCCGGCGCCCGUGCCGAUCUACGCCACGCCGCCGCACACGCCGCACAUGACGCCGCCCGCGCUCCAGGCCCCGCCCGUCACCACCGCGGAUACGACCGUGGCUCCCACAGUGCAGCCCGCAGUCCCGGCGCCCGUGCCGAUCUACGCCACGCCGCCGCACACGCCGCACAUGACGCCGCCCGCGCUCCAGGCCCCGCCCGUCACCACCGCGGAUACGACCGUGGCUCCCACAGUGCAGCCCGCAGUCCCGGCGCCCGUGCCGAUCUACGCCACGCCGCCGCACACGCCGCACAUGACGCCGCCCGCGCUCCAGGCCCCGCCCGUCACCACCGCGGAUACGACCGUGGCUCCCACAGUGCAGCCCGCAGUCCCGGCGCCCGUGCCGAUCUACGCCACGCCGCCGCACACGCCGCACAUGACGCCGCCCGCGCUCCAGGCCCCGCCCGUCACCACCGCGGAUACGACCGUGGCUCCCACAGUGCAGCCCGCAGUCCCGGCGCCCGUGCCGAUCUACGCCACGCCGCCGCACACGCCGCACAUGACGCCGCCCGCGCUCCAGGCCCCGCCCGUCACCACCGCGGAUACGACCGUGGCUCCCACAGUGCAGCCCGCAGUCCCGGCGCCCGUGCCGAUCUACGCCACGCCGCCGCACACGCCGCACAUGACGCCGCCCGCGCUCCAGGCCCCGCCCGUCACCACCGCGGAUACGACACUGUACGUGAACGCCUGGCUGGUGAACAGCGUGGCUCCCACAGUGCAGCCCGCAGUCCCGGCGCCCGUGCCGAUCUACGCCACGCCGCCGCACACGCCGCACAUGACGCCGCCCGCGCUCCAGGCCCCGCCCGUCACCACCGCGGAUACGACCGCUCCCACACCAGCUGCACCGGCACCGGCACCGGUGGCGUUGGCGAGCGGUGGCGCAUCCCUGGAGCUGGACGCGGCCGUGCCCCGCGGGGGGCCGCUGCUGGACACGUCGGCGCACCGCGCGCGCACCGACCUGGCGCGCCACCGCCACCACGCGCCACACUCGCCGCACUCGCUCAGCAACGCCAGCUCCUAUGACGGAUUAGACGACUCGUAUAACGACUCCGCGGACGAAUCUCUUAGUGAAUCCACAUCGGGAGCGCCUACACACACAGGAGCACCCUCUCAACGAGAGAGGCAAAGCUGUGGUAGCUCUGUGGGGAGCGCGACUGACGACGCGGUAUAUUCAAGAGACCACCGGCAUCACCAACUGACAGGUCCGGCCGCGUCGCUGGCGGAGCAGCUGAAGCAGGUGCUGGCGGAGCGCGAGCGACGCCUCGCCACCGCGGGCCCCGCGCCGCCGCCCGACCCCGUGCAGCUCACCAACGACCUCGUCGACGAGAUCCGCCAGGCCGUCAGCGAGGCCAACGCCAGAGUGAAGAAAGCUCCGGCUUGCGUAGUCGGCGGCGAGGUGCCGUGGCAGCCGCUGUCCAGCGCCGUGUCCGAGGCGAGCCUGUCGCCCGCGCCGCUGUCGCCGCACCCCGUCACGCACUGGAGCAAGCAGCAGGUAUGGCAGUGGGUGUCGGGCCUAGGCGAGGGCCUGGAGCGGCACGCGAGCGCGUUCGCGGCGCGCGGCGUGGACGGCGCGCUGCUGCUGGCGCUCAGCUCCGCCGACCUCAAGCUGCUCGGGCUCGGCGGCGACGACCGCCGCCGCAUGAAGCGCCGCCUCAAGGAGCUGCGCCAGGCGCACGAGAAACACCUCAAGGCCCUCAAGAAGGCGGAGAAGAAGGCCAAGAAGAAAUAGGCCAGUCGUCCAGGGUCAGUCGCGUACACGCUUUAACACUCUUCUACUGUAAUGGUUGCAUUUAUUGCGAGGCACACAAAAGGUAUAGUAUUUGUCUCUUUCUCACAUGGAUGCUUUAUGUUUUAUGAUGUAAUAAAUGUGACCGUAAUAUGUCUUCUGUUAUAGUAAAUAAACCACUAAUAUAAGUUACUUGAGCAGUAGAUAAUCUUACGUCGAAAGUAAGAUCGGCUGUUCACUUGAUUAGGAAUAACGUCGUUGUAACUUAAAAAAGUGGUACUAGAUCUCUUAUAUUUUCUCUCUUCAAUUCCAUUGGUUAAAAAUGAAGAAGUAUUACGUUUACUUAGUGGAUUCUUGUUAACGCUAUUAAACCUUAGUGCAUCUGCUGUGAACAUAAAGACUUAUUGUUAAAAACAACGAACACUUAUGCGCACGAGAUAACAUCAUAAAAACAACAUUACGACAAAUGUAAUUCUUCUUUAGCUCUAUUUACUGUAUGAUUUUCUUUUACUGAACUAAUUUAUUGUGGCAACUGGGCGACUGGCUCUGAAGACUGGCGGGUCGGGGUGAAGCAAAAGCUGUGUCCGAUAGCAUAGAGAGUGCCAUCUGACUUAUAGCUUAGAGUUUAAUGAGGGUAGGGUAGAGUCGAACGAAGAAAUACUAAUAAUCGAAAUUUAGAUGUAAGUGAAUACGAAACAGGACAAGUAGAAAGCAUUUAUCUAGACUGUCUAACCUAACUUAUCUCUGUAUGUUUUUAUUCAACGUCAGUUCUUUCCUACAACUUAAUUCUUUUAUCGUUCCUACGCGGUAUUAUUUGUGUCAGUUUUCUUCAAGUUUGUUGUGAAGUAUGGAAAUGCUGGAAAUCACUGGCUCAAUCUAGUCAUAAGAUCAAUCGUAAACUGCUCGAAAGUCUGCUAAUUUUCUUCUAAGAUUUUUGAAAUACAUGUAUAAGAUAAACUAUGUAAUGUUCAAUUUGUAUCUAUUCAUGAAUUGUCAAUGAAAUUGUAUAUUAUCGCAGUAACAACUAUAGGUUUGUAAUCUUUGCAAGGUUCUAUUUUUCAGACAGAAACUGGUUAUUUUCGGCAUGAAUUUGAAAAUAAAUAACUUUGCACAAAAUGUACUUAGUAUUGUAUAGCGACUGGUCGUUAGAGCGACGUUGCUGCUGUGUUAGUAAGAUAUUUAAAUUACAUAGAUUACAUUUGACAUUCAUCGAGCAUGUGAUCUCAUCUCAUUCAAGUUGUUACUUAUGUCUUUCAACCACACUGCAUUUUUUUAUUCAUUGCGCAAUCAAAUAAAAUGAUUAUCAUAUGAAAUCGUAAUGAUGAUUAUUAUAACUUAUAUUCAUUGAAAUAAAUACAUUCCAGUGAAAUUUUCUCUUGAUAUUUCUGUACGAGUUAUCAAAAUAUAAGUCUGGCUUUAUAGUUUUCUUAGGCAAGUUUAAUAAUGGCUGAGACUGCAUCCACUCACAACAACUGUUUAUAGGAGCUUGUACAAAUGUGAAAACUUGCCCACGGUGAGGGAGCAGCCUCGGCCGCAUAGUGUAUUCAAUUAUUCACGUGUGUAUGUUCGGUUCUGUAGCCACCUGUAUCGUUCGUGUAAAUAAGCCGGGUGCGAGCGCGGCGACUGGCGGCGUGCUUCAUAACUGUAUGACUGAAUGUACAUUGUGCAUUUAGGAUAUUUAUUUUAAUUAAGAAAUAACGAAUAAUAUAAGUAGGAAGUCCAUUAACAAUUGCCAAAAUUGAUCAGUACUGUUUAUAAUUGUUGAUUUUUUUAAUUUAAAUUUUCCUUAAAUUAUUUAAUAUUUAUUUUGGGACCAAAUUAAUUUAUUGUGUCUUACAGUUUAUUAUUUAUGUAUUUGGGUGUGCGGUUGGGAGAGAUUUUUUUAUUUAUAAUUAAAUAAACAAACCAAAGUCUACAUCAUAUUGUUUUUUACUAUCAAUUAUGAUCAAUGUGAACAUCAUGUACAUUUCCUAAAAUGAUGGUGAAAAUAUAGUCUGCAGUGGUAA
This is a messenger RNA of Cydia strobilella, 8505 nucleotides long. RefSeq lists its product as uncharacterized. The transcript is spliced from 35 exons. Bases 173 to 6502 code for a protein of 2109 amino acids. The record is from RefSeq and is a predicted model, not a curated record. Gene Ontology annotation, biological process: calcium-mediated signaling; actin filament organization; neuron projection development. Gene Ontology annotation, molecular function: actin filament binding. Lineage: Eukaryota; Metazoa; Arthropoda; Insecta; Lepidoptera; Tortricidae. Gene Ontology annotation, cellular component: cytoplasm; postsynaptic density; actin cytoskeleton.